CUGCUCUGGUGGUUCUCCAUUCUUGCGCCUCCUUUGGUAAGGGAGAGCAUGAAACCAAUCCGAAAAUAUGUGGAUGUGUGCAACCCUCUGCUACCUGGAUACACAGGCUACAUCCCUCAAAGAUGCUAUAGAGUUGGCACUAGUUAUGGAAACGAUUCAUUGGUGUGCAUGACCUCCAUGUACAAUGCUGUCCAAAGAAACAACGACAUGAAGGAUGAGCUAAGAUACAUAGCAGCCACUACACCCCGACUUCCACCUAUCUGCUGCAAUGAAGAUGUUUUACAAGCCCUUUAUGAGUAUAAUUAUAAACACCAUCCUUAUAUGCUAGGGACUAAGGAAACUAAGAGAAGCUUACUAGAGCCACCAAUUCCAGGCUGGACUGGGUUUGUGCCUAGAGCUAAGGUCACUGAUCUUGGAGAUGGUGUCCGCUACCAUGAGAUGGCCAAGAAUUGCUAUCAGGAUUUUAAGAACAUAAUAGAUCAAGUCACGUGUGAUCCUUCUAGUAAAAUAAACAAAGGCGAGAAGCCCAACGUUGAAGUUAGCCACGUUCCAAAGGUGUACCACAGAUCCUACAGGCCUGAAGGGAUGAUACCAAAAUACACUGGUCACGUUCCACAUCAACAUCUUACUGUUGGAAAAACCUAUGGAAACUUGUGCCGAAGCUGCUCUGCGUGCAGUCACAAGGAGGCGUGCUAUGGCGCAUAUCUCACUAAGAAACAUCGUGCCGAAUGGAAGCACCAGAAGAACAGGGAAUGUGACGUGAAGAGCUGA
Molecule: messenger RNA, 771 nt
Organism: Alligator sinensis (Chinese alligator)
Lineage: Eukaryota; Metazoa; Chordata; Crocodylia; Alligatoridae
Gene: SPMIP5
Product: chromosome unknown C10orf82 homolog
Exons: 6
Coding region: 49-771 (240 amino acids)
Source: RefSeq, a predicted model, not a curated record